Molecule: messenger RNA, 438 nt
Organism: Ipomoea triloba (trilobed morning glory)
Lineage: Eukaryota; Viridiplantae; Streptophyta; Magnoliopsida; Solanales; Convolvulaceae
Exons: 1
Coding region: 1-438 (145 amino acids)
Source: RefSeq, a predicted model, not a curated record
AUGACAGAUUUGCAUGUUGCUGAUAGUAGGACGUACCUAAGUUGCGACAUGGUAUGCAAGGCUGAUUCAAAUAAAGGCAUCCUCUAUGAUAUGCACACUCCAGAAUUCCUUAAUGGCUUGAAAGCAUCUGGCAUACCUAACCAUGCUUUAACUUUAAAGGUGGGAUCUCCAGUCAUGUUGUUGAGAAACAUAGAUCACUCAAUAGGACUAUGCAAUAGCACAAGACUUAUCAUUACUAGGGUAUCAGAUAAUGUUGUUGAAGCGAAAAUUGUGACCGAUAACAAUGCUGGACAAAUUGUGUUGAUACCAAGGAUGUCAAUGACCCCCACUAAUACAACAUUGCCGUUCAAAUUUCAAAGAAGACAAUUCUCGUUAGUGUUGGCAUAUGCAAUGACCAUUAACAAAAGUCAUAGUGUUGGCAUAUGCAAUGACCAUUAA